Zootermopsis nevadensis is the source of this 3310-nucleotide messenger RNA. It is a transcript of the gene Npl4, whose product is annotated as nuclear protein localization 4. Gene Ontology annotation, biological process: ubiquitin-dependent protein catabolic process. Gene Ontology annotation, cellular component: nucleus. NCBI's taxonomy places the organism in Eukaryota, Metazoa, Arthropoda, Insecta, Blattodea, Termopsidae. Gene Ontology annotation, molecular function: ubiquitin binding; ubiquitin protein ligase binding. The record is from RefSeq and is a predicted model, not a curated record.
CCUUCUCUUUGUAUUCGUAUUUCCGUUCAGUCGUGUGCAAAAACAGUCCAAAGCAGGGUUGGCAACAGCUGAUUCGAAAGGCAGAGACGUAGUCGAAGGAAGCCUCAAUAUGUCAAAAUCUAAACUUCUUACUUUACGAAUUCAGUCUCCGGAAGGAACAAAGAGAAUUGAUGUUCAUCCAACAGAUUCAAUUUUAGAACUGUUUGAAAAGGUCCAUGAGGCAUUUGGUCUUACUGGUUAUGGAUUUGCUUUAUAUCGUAAACGUGGAUGCAAAGAUGAACUCAUCUCAUCCCGCAUUAAGACUGUACGCAGUUAUGGGCUUUCCCAUGGGGACAUGCUAUAUCUGGCACCAUUAAAUGGAGCUAUGUUAUGGUCUCAAGAUCCUAGUCCUAGACCUAGUACUAGCAGUGGAGUAUCUCAUUCAAACAACACCGCAUCUGGAGAACCUGUUGAUAGUACAGAAUUAGCAUUGGUUCAGACCCAGUCAGGUCUGCGGCAGUCAUUUACCCUUCAAGAGGAUGAAGUGGAUCUUCAGCUGUGGAAAUUGGAUGGGAAAGUGCAGCGCAAACGAGAUGAAAAGCUGUGUCGCCAUGGAUCAAAUGGCUGCUGUGUCCAUUGCUCACCAUUGGAGCCAUUUGAUGAAACUUACCUGAAGGAACAAAAUAUCAAACAUUUGUCUUUUCACUCCUAUCUCAGGAAGCUUACUGCUGGAGUUGAUAGGGGCAAGUUUGUUUCGUUAGAAGACAUCAGCUGUCGUAUCAAGACCGGUUGUAAGGACCACCCUCCAUGGCCCAAAGGAAUUUGUUCAAAAUGUCAGCCAAAUGCUAUAACACUCAAUCGUCAGGUUUAUCGUCAUGUGGACAAUGUGAUGUUUGAGAAUGCGCACCUAGUGGAACGGUUUCUUAACUAUUGGCGCAGUACUGGGCACCAGCGCAUUGGGUUCCUGUAUGGCAGAUAUGAGAUCCAUGCAGAUGUGCCUCUUGGAAUCAGAGCCACGGUGGCUGCCAUCUAUGAACCGCCUCAAGAAAGUACAAGAGAUUCCAUCGUUCUUCUGCCCGAUGAGAAGGAGCUUGUGGUGCAGGAAAUGGCUCAACAACUGGGUCUGCACCAAGUGGGUUGGAUCUUCACAGACCUUGUAGCUGAUGAUAUUAAGAAGGGAACUGUGAAGCAUGUCCGAAACAUUGAGAGUCACUUCUUGUCUGCAGAAGAAUGCAUCAUGGCAGGUCACUUUCAAAACAAGCAACCUAACCCAUGCCGUUUCUCGCCUGUUGGAUAUUUUGGCUCCAAAUUCGUCACUGUUUGUGUGACAGGUGAUGCCACUAAUCAAGUUCAUAUGGAAGGGUAUGGUGUGUCAAACCAAUGCAUGGCUCUUGUUCGGGAUAACUGUCUCGUUCCAACGAAAGAUGCUCCAGAACUGGGCUACGUUAAGGAAUCUACUGACAAGCAGUUUGUACCAGAUGUCUACUACAAGGAAAAAGAUGGCUAUGGUAAUGAAGUCCCCAGGUUAGCCAGGCCUCUACCUGUUGAGUAUUUGCUUGUUGAUAUUCCAGUCUCUACGCCUCUCAACCCACUGUUCACGUUUUGUGCAGACGCUAAUGUGAGACCAUUCCCAGUAGAGAACAGGAUGGUUGAUGGCCAUAUUCAGGAUUUCAGUGCUUUAAGUUCAUAUAUGCAGCAGUUCACCCCUGACUGUUUUCUGAAGGCUGUGUCUGAUUUUCACUUUCUUCUCUAUAUCUCAUCAAUGGAUAUGUUGCCCAUGAAGGAUUAUAUGGGCCCCGUUUUGGAAGCUGUUAGAACUCGAAACUCAGAGCAAGCACGGGAUUGGUCCCGUUCGGAACAUUGGGCCACAGUUGAGCAGCUGAUUUCAGCAAGUUUAUCAUCUCCACCACAGUCACGCCCACACAGUGUGGCAUUUGCUGGAAUGGGUGCGGUAGGUGGUGGGGUGGAACUUGGAACAGACAGCAGUGAAAAUGGGCUGGUCAGAGGAAAUGACCAAGUCACAAGCCAGGCAGGCCCUGGCCCACUCUGGACCUGCCCACACUGCACAUACCUUAAUUCGCCUGAACUUGUCAGCUGUGAGAUGUGUAGCCUUCCAAGAUAGACUUUGUCAUCUGUAAGUCUCACUGACAGGGAAAUUUGGGUAAAAUAUUGUAUUCAGUUGUGUGUAUUCACUCUUGUCCUAAUUAUUUUAUUAUAAUAAAAGUUGCAGAAUACUCAUAUUUUAUUUUCAGACAUUCUAAUGAACAUCUGCAGAAUUAUGUAGCACUGCAGUUACAUUUCAAAAAUAAUCACAAGAAAGAUCAUUCAGGUCAGAAAACCGAGAUACAAAAUUUAAUUGAGUGUUUGGUACACAUGAGUGAAUGCAGUAUGUCUUUGGUUAGCACAGUUAUUGAUCUCUAUGCAAUUUACUAGGCUUAAAAUGUAGUGUAUUAACACAAAACCAUUUUGAGUCCAGGUGAGUUGAUUUAUGGAUAUUCAUUUGAGAUAUUUUAUUCUCAUGAAAUGCUUUUAUACAUAAAUCAAGGAUGUACUACACCGGAUGUCCCUUGGCUUUUUUUUCUAAUUGAAGGGGUCCGCGUUAUUCAUGUGUUGGAAAAUAGGAAAGCUGAUGACUGUAACGUUGUCAAAAACAAUACACACACACACACACACACACACAUUAUAUGAAGACAGAAGAAGGAACAGUACAAAUAUCCCCUUCCACCCCCAUAAUGUUUUGUUGAUAUUUAUAUCGCUUCUAACUACCAUAUAUUGACCACUUCACUCCCCAUGCAUAUGGGUAAGUGAAGGAGAGUAAUAAUGUGCUUACGCUGUUUAACAUACGUCCUGUAAUAUCACAACAGUCUUGUAUACAACAUUAAAUACUGUACUACAAAUUACUGCAGAUGAUAUUGUAAUAAGUAAAAGAACUGCCUCGUUUUAGAUCUGGCACGAUUAUGAAUGUUGAUUAGUCAUAAAUAUUCCUUGACUGCAUGAAACUUUUUUUCUUUCAGUUUUCCCUAUUUAUGUACCAGAACACUGCAAAAUGAUCAAUAUUCCUUUGUUGGAUUCAUGAACAUCCUGUGACAAGAAAUUGUUAAGCAAGAUUUCUUGUUCAAUAAGUGAUUCUACUGUUUGGUGUUUUACCAUUUUUAAGUGUUAUGUAUGGGAGUUAUUUACAUAGUGAGGUCAUCACGAAUUAUUGUUUUCAGUUACAUACCACAGACAUUGCUCAGAAUGGUGCAUUUUAUUAAUAUAUAAUUAAUUUUAAAUGCACAGGUUGAAAUUAUGUUUUUGCUGUGUACUUAAAAUAUAAAUGUUUUGAGCUUUA